Molecule: messenger RNA, 12155 nt
Organism: Girardinichthys multiradiatus
Lineage: Eukaryota; Metazoa; Chordata; Actinopteri; Cyprinodontiformes; Goodeidae
Gene: lrrk1
Product: leucine-rich repeat kinase 1
Exons: 38
Coding region: 209-6259 (2016 amino acids)
Biological process (GO): protein phosphorylation
Molecular function (GO): protein kinase activity; protein binding; ATP binding
Source: RefSeq, a predicted model, not a curated record
UUUGGAUCUGAGAUUUAGGAAGUGGACUGGAAGUUUAGAGCCGGACAGAAAAGGUCCGGCUUACCACCUGGCGCUGCGCAGCACUGCGGGUAUAAUGCUGUCGUGUCGGGAUGAAAGCUGGACCUGUCAGGCAUGAGGUUGUCGAUUACAUCUAUUUGAAGGACCUGUACUCUGACUGUGGUUAACUUCACCACUGACUUCAGUAGGAAUGUCCUACUGGUCUGUUGGCGUUUCCAAAGAAACUGGAAAACCUCCCAGCAACAUGGAGCAAGGAAACAGCACUGGGGAGGAAAUGGGAGCCAAGGCGUCCUCGGUGGAGGCCUCUGAUCCCAACUCCAGAAUCUCUUCAACCCUGGAGAACAUCAAAGCAGCUUAUGAUGGUGGUGAUGAGGAGACUGCCAGGGAGCUUAUUCAGCAGACCUGUUGUGUGGAAUGUUCCAGAGGCAUCCAUCCUGACGGAGUCCGUCUCCUGACUGUGGCCACUCAGCACUGUGAUAUAGCGAGUGUCUGUUACCUUCUAAAAGAAGCCCGUAUCCCUGUGCCUCAGGAGCUAUCUCUCUCCAAUCCGGCCGUCCUGGCAGCACAUUGUGGUUAUACCAACCUGCUCAAAGAACUGCUGAAUUCUAUACCUGGUGUGUGUCUGAAGAGAGACCUGGUGAACUGCCUGCUCGUAACAGCUUGUCAGCAGGGUCACCUGGAUGUGGUUCAUCUGCUGGUCCACAGCUAUAAUGCUCAUGUUAAAGACUUUGCCAUCCACAGUGAUGAGUUUGCUGUCCUCUGUGGGCUGCCGCUGUAUGCAGCUGCACAAGCAAGUAAUGAGGAGAUCGCUCACUUCCUGCUGGAAAAUGGUGCUGAAUUUUCAUCCUACACCUUGAUGGACUAUCCAGAUUUCAGCAAGCGUCUCCUGAGACAGAAACUUCACGAAACCUCUGGUGCGAAUGGAGUGGAGGGUCUCAGUGUGUUUUGGAGCGGUUUGCAGCUCCCGUAUUUGGAGCUGGACUGGUUCAUGGAUGUCUGCUCACAGAUUACCCACCUGGAUUUGUCCUCGAACAGCAUCAGUGCUCUACCCUCGGUGGUCCCCUGGGGUCUCAUGCACUUGAAAACUCUAGAUCUUUCUAACAAUACUCUUAAAGAACUACCAUUUGCCCAAAACUCCCAGGAUGUUAUCUGCUCCAGGUUACAAGUGGUGAAUCUCUCUCAGAACCAGCUAAAGAGUUUACCAACUGGACUUCUGCAUCUGAUCCACCUUCAGAAACUCUGUGCUGCCAAUAACCAGCUCAGCACCCUGUUUGACAUCCCUGCCACUGUGAACUGGAUUGGUCUCCGUAAGCUGGAGGAGUUGGAUGUUUCUGGUAAUUGUCUAAUCAGCCUUCUCACAUCAGUCAUGCACAGUUUAAAGUCCCUGCACUGCCUCGAUGUGAGCAGAAACAAAUUGAAAGCUUUCCCUGACCCCUGGGCCUGCCCACUGAAGAACUGCAAAGCUUCUUCCAAUGUAAUUGAGAAUCUUCCAAAUACCAUAUCCAUCUUCUGGAGGACUCAGCUGCAGGAGGUGGACUUCUCUGACAACUGCCUCAAAGAGCUUCCUUCCUAUAUCUUUGAACUAGAGGCUAUUGUCUCAUUAAAACUGUGUGGAAAUCUCAUUGAAACGCUUCCUGCUCCCAAUAAGUGGAAGUGCUCUAAGCUCAAGACUCUUGAUCUUUCCAGGAACCAGCUUGGCAGAACUGAAGAGGGGCCCAAAUCCAGGAGGCUAGCUUUCCUGACAACAUGGAACAGAAGGGAUCCAGACCCAGUGUGCCCCAUUGAGUUUCCUAUUGUUCUGCGGGAUUCCCUGGAAGUGCUUAUGUUGAACGAUAACCAACUGGAGUGUGUUCCCCAGUCACUGUGUCGUCUGCACAACCUCACUGAGCUGUAUCUCUCUAAUAAUCUUGGAAUCCGGGAGCUACCGGCAGAACUUGGACAACUUUCCAACCUGUGGCAGCUGGACAUUGAAAACCUCAACAUUAAUAAUAUUCCACAGGCAGUAAGAAACGAAGGCCCUGCCUCUGUCCUGGCAUUCCUUCGGGCGCAGCUUCGAAAGGCAGAGCCCUGCAGACUGCUGAAGAUGCUUGUGGUCGGGCCGCCAAGGCAGGGGAAGUCAGCCCUUGCAGAGGCUCUACUUACGGGCAAGGCAUCUCCCUUCACCCCUUCAGAAUGCAGCAUCUCCACCUUCAGUUGGGAGCUUGAAAAACCCAAUGCAGGCAAAAAUAAUAAAGAGUCAAUAAUGUUCAACGUGUGGGAUAUUGGUGGUCCGGCUUGCAUGACCACUGUGAACCAGUGUUUCUUCACCGAUAAGUCGCUGUAUGUGGUUAUCUGGAACCUUGCUCUGGGAGAGGAGGCUGUGGCCAACCUGCAGACAUGGCUUCUCAACAUAGAGGCGAGAGCACCCAACUCUGCCGUGGUGGUUGUGGGAACUCAUUUGGAUCUCAUUGAUACCAAGUUUCGCACAGAAAGGCUGGCAACACUGAGAGCUUAUGUUCUUGCACUGUGUCGAUCCCCAUCUGGAGCACGAGCUGCGGGUUACUCCGACAUCACCUUCAAACACCUGCACGAAGUGUCGUGUAAGACCUUGGAGGGUUUUGAUGGUCUGAAGAUGCUAAUCUACCAAGUGGCUCUCUCCAUGAAGGACAGCAGCAACUCAGCCUGUGGUAGUAAGAUGCUGGGCAGACUGAUUCCAAGGAGCUAUGUCAUCCUACAGGAGGCAGUGAUAGCAGAGAAAAAGAUGAGAAGCACUAAAAGAGAGGUCCAGUACCUGACUGAUGCUCAGUUACUCAGCAUCAUUGAACAGAACCCAGAAAGUGACAUCAGAGAUUAUGAGGACCUGCAAACUGCCAUCAGUUUCUUGAUUGAAACUGGAAACCUGCUGCACUUCCCAGACACCAGCCAUGGCCUAUGCACUCUGUACUUCCUGUGUCCUGUGUGGCUGUCAGACUGCUUAGAGAGGAUCGUACAUCUGAACUCUUGUCACCCUGUACCCAGGAAUGGAGUGAUCCAAGCUGAAGACCUUAGGAAGCUGUUGGUAGGAACAGGGUUCACCCAGGAAACAGAGGAGCAGUAUUUCCAGUUUUUGGCAAAGUUUGAGAUAGCUCUGCCUGUUGCCAACAACAGCUAUUUGCUGCCACACCUCCUUCCUCCAAAGCCAGCCAUGGAUAUCCACAACUUCCACCAGCACACCAACAACACCCUGCAGCGACUUUUUAAGAUGAGCUUUAUUCCUGCUGGAUUUUGGGAGCGCUUUAUUGCCAGGAUGCUCAUAAGCCUCACAGAGAUGGACCUUCAGUCAUUUGAUCCACUCAAAAAAAGGAGCCAGAAUCGCAGAAAUUCACUGAUCUACAGCUUUGCUGGAAGCCAGAGGAGGAACCGAUGCAGCACCUUCAGAGUCCGACGCAGCCAGACUAUCUACUGGAAGGAGGGGCUUCUGGUUACUUUUGACGGAGGUUACCUCAGUGUGGAGUCAUCGGAUCUUAACUGGAAGAAGAUGAAGAGUGGGGGCAUAAAGAUCAUCUGUCAGUCCGACAUUAGAGAUUUCUCUGCCAUGGCCUUCAUCACAGACCAUGUCAACUCUCUGAUUGAGCAGUGGUUUCCUGCUUUGAUAUCCCCUCAGAGCGAUGGCAGCCUCCUCGUUGAGCAGUAUGUGCCCUGUUCUCUCUGUGUCCCAUGGGAGCAGCAGCAGCAAAAACAUGCAGAAGAUGGCAUAAGAAGAGAAGCAGAGGUUCAUUACUUCAACAUGGAGGACUGUGUGCUGGCUGCUGUGGAAAAAGAGCACAUUAUCUGUCCUCAGCAUCCUGAUCAACCUGUCCCCCUACAAGAGCUGGUGCCAGAACUCUUUAUGACCGACUUCCCGUCACGGCUGUUUUUGGAGAAUGCUCAGCUGGAGCUCUCUGAGGAGGAACAGAACAUUCUUGGUCAGGGUGGCAGUGGGACUGUCAUCUACAGAGCAAGAUAUAAAGACCAACCUGUUGCCGUGAAACAUUUUCACUUUAAGAGAUGUCGACAGCUGACGGUCGCCAGUAAUGCAGAUACCAUGAUAAAGCACCUGCAGUUUGUAAAUGCAUGUCGCAGCUUCUCAGAAUUUCGUCAGGAGGCCAGUAUGUUGCAUUCUUUGCAGCAUCCCCUCAUUGUCUCUCUGGUGGGCAUCAGCAUUCAUCCACUAUGCUUCGCCCUGGAGCUAGCCCCUCUGGGUAGUCUCAACACUGUGCUGGAAGAGAAGCACAAAUGCAAAAGCUUAGACUACAUGCCUCUUGGUCACAUGCUAACCUUUAAGGUAGCCUAUCAGGUUGCAGCAGGACUGGCGUACCUUCACCGAAAGAACAUCAUCUUCUGUGACCUGAAAUCAGACAACAUCCUGGUGUGGUCUUUGGAUGUGAGGGACCCUGUCAACAUUAAACUGUCUGAUUAUGGAAUCUCUCGGCAAUCCUUCCAUGAAGGGGCACUGGGAGUUGAGGGGACCCCAGGAUACCAGGCUCCUGAGGUCCAACCAGGCAUUGUGUAUGAUGAGAAGGUGGACAUGUUCUCAUAUGGAAUGCUGCUGUAUGAGCUGUUGUCUGGGAGAAGACCAGCACUGGGAAACCACCAGGUUCAGAUAGCUAAGAAGCUCUCCAGAGGCAUUCGGCCAGUCCUGGGUAGUCUGGAGCAGGUCCAGUUCUACAGCCUCCACACCCUAAUGACGGAGUGCUGGGAUACCAAGCCUGAGAAGAGGCCAGAGGCAUCACAGUGUGUGAGACAGAUGGAGGAGCCCAGUUUCCCCUGCCUCAGGUAUUUAUUGUCCUGUGACAUCCAGUCUCAGCUCUUCCUGUCGCAGCUGCAGGGAUACAGCGCUGUGUUCUGGCAUGGAGACAACGAGGACAGAAACUAUAGUGUGGUGAAUGUGGAGAAGGGCCAGGUGGAAGUGAAGAGGAUGUCUUGUCCUGGCAACAAGAUAAGCUGCCAGAUGAAGAUGCGUAACUCUCUAUGGAUGGCUACUGAGGAACAAGAGGUGUUCAUCUACAGUCUGAAGGACAUGUGUCCACUAAGUGAGCCUCAGAAACGGUUGUCCUGUCCAGCUGUUGUCACCUGCUUUUUCCAUGUUCCCGCUGGAGAGCAGAGCCUAGCCAAAGUGUUUGCAGGGAUGUCUGAUGGUCUGGUAGCUGUCUACACCUUGGUGGAUGACCUCCCUCUGGAUGGAGAAACGUACCUGUGUUCACACACCUUAAACAAGACCGUGUUUGGUCUCAAGGACUCUGAUCCAAGGCAGAGACCCUACCCGGUCAGGAGCAUGGCUCUGGUCAGCAGUGGCUCACAGUUAUGGUUCUCCAAUGGUCCCGGCCUGCUGGUUAUUGACACAGCAAGUCUUCAGGCAGUUCGAAGGCUGGAACCAUACAAGGCACCAUCCUCCAUUGUAAGCAUGACAACCAGUUUCAGUCUAUGGGGAGAAGAAGCAGUGUGGACCCUGGACGACCACAGCAACACAGUGCUGCUCUACUACGCUGCUUCUUAUGAGCUGUGUGCCACGUACUGCUGCGGGAACAGAAAUCCCUUACGGGACGUUUUCACCGUGCAGCGUCCUGCAGGGAUGGCCAUGGUGGCAGGUGAUGAUAUUAACACUACGGACCAAAAUGGGAAGCUUGAAUGGUCUAAUGGAGAUGUGACGCUGAUUUUUAGUGAGGAGGCAGGCACUCAAAUAAUCAUGCACCAGGAUUCUGUGACAGAGUACUGCUCCCUAUCAUCUACCUGCUCUCUGGAACCACCAGAAGCAAACUCUUUGAGCACCACAGACUUCAGCUCAUUAAAAGGUAGAGGUUGUAUGCCACUUCCCCUAAACCUGCAGGACUCAGGCAGGCCCCUGGACCAACAGGCAUCCACAAAUACUCAACCACACUCGGCAGAAGUCAUAAACCCUGCAAUACCUGAGCUGCAAGCCUUUAAUCUGCUGCCAGUGAAUGGGACACUGUGGAUCCCCAGGCGUGGAGGUGAUAUGAUAAUCAUUGAAAUCCAGUCAUGUGCAAGUCAGCUCAUGGGGCGUGUCACCGCCGUCCUCAGUCCACCAGGACUGUCGUCUCUGGGGACCCUGGAGGAAGCUGCUCUGGUGGCAAAGGACACAGUCGUAUGUGGCUUCCAGCAGAAGGAAAACAUGGAGUGGUGCCUGGUUGUCUGGAGAGCCUGGGGCGGCAGUAAGCUCAACGUCUUCUACCAGUCCUACGAGGAACUUUACCGCUCCGAGAGCAAUGUGAGAAAAAGAAGGUAACUUUUGUCCUGGAUCAGCUCGAUGAGCAGAAUCACAUCUCGGGGGAGCCGAGGGGGAAUACUCCCUGACCGACUGCAGAGCUCACAGCUGGAGGGACAUCAUACCAGUAAAGCACAGAAAGGAGCCCAGCUGCCAGGCCCCAAUAUACAGCUGAAAGGAAAUAUUUAUAUACAGUGUUUAAAAAGACACAUAAGAUCUUUUCUGACAUUAAAUCAGACCAAACCUUUCUUGUUUAAACUCAGUUGAAAUUACCAAAAUUAUUUCUCUUUGCUAAAUGUCAGAAUAAUAAGAGAGAUAUUUUUGUUGCUUUUUUCAGUUCUAAAGGUUAAAUACAUCGUUGUUACUAUGCCUUUAAACAGUCUGGGAAAGCCCAGAUGAUGUCAUGGCUUUAAAAGCUUCCUAUAGGUUAAUUCAUGAAAUGUGAGUUAAUUAUAGGCACACCUGUAGAUCUACUCUAAGCUAACACCUCAAACGCACUGCUUCCAUGUGAGGUAUCAUGGAGAGGUCAAAAGAAAUCAACAGGAUAACUGUGGACCUCCAUAAGUCUGUUUUUUUCCUGCGUACAAUUUCCAGAUGCCUGAAGGUGCCACAUCUAUCGGUUCAAAGAAUUACAUGCAAGUAUAAACACCAUGGGAAUGUCCCGCCAUCAUAGCAUAUAGGAAUGAAACAGCACAUUAGUUACAAAGUGGCUUAAGGACAGCAAAGUCAAUGUUUUGGAGUGGCCAUCACAGAGCCCUGAUCUCAGACCCAUAGAACUGGCUGUUUGUGGACCGAGCUGAAAAGGUGUGUGAGAGCAAGGCGGCCUGCAAACCUUUUCUAUCAAGCUAUUGUCAGCUUGUUGGAUACCCAAAAAGGUUGUGCCAAAUCAUACAAUUUAAAAUACAAUUCUGCCCAAUACUAAGGAAUAUCUCAUUAAUGGCAUUUAGGAGAUUUAAAUAAUUUUGGUAAUCUAAGCUGAACUGGUGUAGAAAAUGUUUAGUCUUAUUUAGUAUUGAAGGCAAGGAAUAAAACAAUGGGCUGUCUUUUAGUGUUUGGUUGUAAAAAUCUGGUUUAAGCUGAAGAUGUGUCUCUAAACCCAAAGCACACGUUAGAAGCCAUGCAGCAGAAUCCCUCAUAAAGAAGACGAAACUCUGCUGUAACAAGUGACUUUACUUCAGCAAGACACUUUGAUAUGAUCAGCACCCCAUCCCCUCCGGUUCCACUACACUGUUUACUCCCAACAUAUUUCUGUUCUCCAGAACUCCUCCAGACUGAGACAGUGUGGCUCAUGGAGACAUUACUUUAUAGGAACAUUCCUGAAGGACAAGUACUGACUGCUUUGUCUUCGACCACAAUAACUAAGCUUCGUUGAAGGAAAACGCUGCUGCUGAUGGAUGGGUGGAAUGCAGUGACACUGACAUUUACACUCUUGGAACACAAUGGAUCUUUUCCAGAAUCAUAAUGAUCCUAAAUGAUCCCUAUUGAAUCUGCCAGAGAGCCACUGCUCAGAGUCUUUCCUGGAAGUCCUGAAAUCAGCAGACUAAACUCAGUUCUCUGUUCUGCAGGAAAACCGUUUGUUCUGUUUAACAAAGCUUUCCCUCUGUGUCCUCCUAACGUCUGUAAAUCAUCUAAGAUGAUGCUUUUAGGUCCCCACCACACUCUGAAGCAGUACUUUUACUUUUCCCCUGUUGAACUUUUCCUCUCAACAGGUUCCUCAAAGGCCUCAGAGGGGACAGAUGAAGAAUGAAGUGGACAUGCUGCAGAGGACAGAAGAUCCUUGUCCUUUUAUAGCUGUUGGGUAAAAACAGCAGCUAGUUGCUUCCUCUCACAUGCCGUUUGUUUGGCCAGUCUAUAAACAGAUCCAGAGUAGCUCUGCUUCAACGUCCUUGGUAUUUCUCAGUAAAAAGCUGCACAGAUCUACAAGGUUCAGUGUUUGGAGGUGGAAACUGACCACCAGUCUGAGAAUACACCAUUACUAUUAACGAUCGCCGGAUCUGUUAGAACUGACAUAUAUUCUAACUACAUUGAAGCACUUCAUUUUUUCCAAUCCUGUCAGAAGUUUGUAGAAUCAUUGUUAAAAACCAACAUUUGUCCCUCUUGCCUUCUCUGCUGUGCAGGCCGGUGGGGCUGUAGCAUUUCCAAACACUUGAUCUUUGCAGCUGAUAGUUAUUUUGGCUUUUAUCCUGUUUUAAGUAGGUUUUAUUGUGAUGAGGCGGAGUUUAUUCAUUUACUGGAACUGUUUAAUGAUAAAAAGUACAAGUGCCAAACAUUAUUAUUGCAUGGAACUCUGUUAAAUAUAUAUUUUUUUGUAAAUGUUGUUGCAAGUUUUUUUCUCAGACCUGUUUUUUAAUUACUAGAUGCAACAGAGACUUUGCAAAGGUAUUCACACACCUUAUCUUCUUCACAUUUUGUCACGUUGCAAACUACAAACUUUAAUGCAUUUUUAUAGAACUUUUAAGUUGCAGACCAACAAAAAUCUGCAGCUAAUUGGGAAGUUGAAGAUUCACAGUUUGGAAACAGUGGAAUGCUUUUGUAUUCUUUGUAGAACCUGCUGCAGCUGCAGGUCUUUUGGUUUUUUUUUCUCAACCAGGUGACUAAAAUGUUGGCCUAUUCUUCUUUGUAAAAUAACUCAAGUUCAGUCAAAUUGAAAUUUAUAUAAGCGCGUCUAUAAUCAUUCCUUUUCAAGUCUUUGCAACGGAUUCAAUAUUAGAUUUAGGUCUGGACUUUGACUGGGCUAUUUUAACACCUGAAAAUGCUGUGAUCUAAACCACUGCAUUGUAGCUCUGGCUGUAUGUUUAGGGUUGAAUUCCUGCAACCGAUUUUCUUUUAGCAUUGCUUCCACAAUCAUGUUUCACCAAGAUGAUGGUCUAUUGAAAGUGAUGUGCAGUUAGUUGAAAACCAACAUCUCUCCGCUACACAAAAUCCUUUGUGUUUUUCUCUACAAACAGGAUUUUGCAUGUGGGCCAAGACAUUUAAUUUAGGUCUUAUCUGAGCGGAGGACCUUCCAUGUGUUUGCUGCUCCCUCUGUGUGAUUGGUGCGAACAUUAUAUAAGACUUCUUAUGUCUUGGUUUCAACAAAUGCUUUCUACUUGCCACUCCUCCAUUGAGGCCAGAUUUGUGGGGUGGACAUCUAUAGUGCUGUGAAAAACUGUUUGCCCCCUUCCUGAUUUCUUAUUUUUGCAUGUUUGUCACACUUAAGUGUUUCAGAUUGUUAAACAAAUUUAAAAAUAUCAAAGACCACACACCAAACACAAAAUGCAGUUUUUAAAUUAAGCUUUUUAUUAUUAAGGGAGAGAACAAAUCCAAAUCCACAUGACCCUGUGUGAAAAAGUAAAUGCCCUCCCUCUUAAAACAUGACUGUGCUUUAUCACACCUGAGUUCACUUUCUCUAGCUACACCCAGGCCUGAUUACUGCCACACCUGUUCUCAAUCAAUAAAUCACUUAAAUAGGAUCUGCCUGGCAGAGUGAAGUAGACCAAAAGAUCCUCAAUAACUAGACAUCAUGUCGAGAUCCAAAGACAUUCAGGAACAAAUGAGAGAGAAAGUAAUUGAGAUCUAUCAGUCUGGAAAAACCCAUUUCUAAAGCGUUGGGACUCCAGCGACCACAAAUGUCAGAAAACAUGGAACAGUUAUGAACCUUCCCUGGAGUGGCCAGCAGACCAGAUUUACCCCAUGAGUGCAGUAACGACUCAUCCAAGAGGUCACAAAAGACCCCACAACAACAUCCAAACUGCAGGUCUCACUUGCCUCAGUUAAGGUCAGAGUUCCUGUCUCCACCAUAAGAAAGAGGCUGGGUAGAAAUAGCCUGCAUGGCAGAGUUCCAGGACAAAAACCACUGGUGAGCAAAAAGAACAUUAAGGCUCGUCUCAAUUUUUCUAGAAAACAUCUUGAUCCCCAAGACUUCUUGUAAAAUACUCUGUGGACUGGAACGUUUUGAAAGGUGUUUGUCCCAUUACAUCUUGGUGUAAACGUAACACUGCAUUUCAGAAAAAGAGCAUCAUACCAACAGUAAUAUAUGGCGGUGGUGGUGUGAUGAUCUGGAGCUGUUUUUAUUAUAUAUAUAUAAUUAUAUAUAUAAUUAAUGUAUAUAAUAAAUAUAUAUAUAUAUAUUGCAAGUCUAAUCUGUUCCAGUUAUUUUACUAUUGUUUUUAAUGCAGUUCGUUUCAGAUUCUUCAGUGUUCCGCUGUUUCAGUUGGAUCAGCGCAUGUUUGAAAAGGAAUCAGUUCAUGUUUCUAAAGUAUCCGGGCAAUAACAAAAUUAUUAUAUUUCAAUUUGAUUUUUCAGUGUCCUGAUUCAUAUCACAUUACAUCAUAAUAAAGAUAACUCAGAGCAACUGGGGAAGAGAAAAGGCUAGAUGAAUUCAAGUUCAAUCUAAUGACUUAGCCCUUCACUAUAAAUAUUUAUUAUGGUUUAAUAUUUAGAACUGUCAGAAAGGACUUUAGCUGAGGGGACCAAUAUAACACAGUUUCAUAGUUGAGGAGUUACAGUGCUUGGAUAUACAUUUGAAAUCAGAUGUAUAAAUACACUGUAACACAGACACAAACAGUUUUUUUCUCACUGUGACAUUAAAUCAGACUAAACAUUUCCUUCAUGUCAGUUAGGAUUAACAAACUCAUUUAUUUUUGCUAAAUGCCGCAAAUACUUACAUACUUAUACUAGUAUUUGUUAGAUCUGCAUUUUAAACUGUAUGACUUGUGUGAAACAUUUUGAAUUAAACUUCUACAAGCGUCUUAUAAUAGUUGGAAUUUUGGCCCAUUCCUCCUGACAGAACUGUCAUGUUUGUAGUCCACCUUGUUCACACACACAUUUUCAGUUCAGGGCAUUCUGAUGUCCACUCAACAUUAACUCUAUUGCCCUUAAGACACUUUGUAACUAAUUCCAUGGUGUUCUUAUGGUCCAUUUGUAAGGCCCUUUGUGCCCAUGCUGGCUGUUCUCUUGAGAAGUUUAUUUAAUAUUUUCACGUAAUGUUCUUUUUCUCAUAAUGCCAUUUAAUAAAUUGCACCAUUCCUUCCUGCACCCACACAUGAUUCUGCUACCACCAUUCUUCAUAGUUAAGAUGGUGAUCCCAUGCUUCUAAACUUUCCCUCUUUUUCAUUCAGUUAUGAUCAUUAUGGCCCAAUACUUGGAUUGUGCUGUCAUCAGACUACAGAAAAUGUUUCCAGUUAUGCCUCUACUUACAUUUGCAUUUAGUAAUCUGGCUUUUUAUGUUGCUUUUAGAGUAAUGGCUUCUUCCUAGUAAAGAAAGAGAAACGCAAAGAUAAAUACUUUGCUAAUCCUGACUCAUCUGAAACAGUCAAAGUUUUGUCUGAUUUAAUGUCAUCAGGGUCAUGACAUUGAUGAAAAAUGAUUAUGUGUCUUUUUAUAUAUACAUUGUUAAUGUAAAUAUCUGGUUUCAGCUGUAAAUAUGAGCCACUGCAACACCGCGUAUGUUGGAUUGUAGGAACAGCUAAGAGGGAAAGUUGCAUGCUUUCAGCUUUGGACUAAUUAGCAAAUUGACUAUAACUAAAACAUUGUCUUAUACUGAAGGUUUAGCUUAAUAAAAAUUGUUUCUUGUAAACGAUAAAAAAGCAAUUUUGUUGUUUAAAGUGUAUUUAUAUGUGAGCGCAAACAAAACCAGAGUGUGAAUGUAAACUGUGUUAAUAAUGUGUAGAAUUUCUCACAGCAAACAAAGAUUCUAUCUACCCACUAAAAUAUCUGUACUUUAUUGUACUGGUUUUUGAUUUUCAAGAAUGAGCCAGAAAAAAACAUUUCUUCCUGUUUACCAUCUGGUUCAGCUGGAAACAAGACCAUCCUGUUGGUUCCAAGACUCUGCAGUGGGUGUGGUGCCUCUGCAAAUAUCAUGAAUGAUGUUCUUGUCAUCUUUAAACAGUUAACUCUGUAUUUGACUGAUAUGAAUAAAUCGUACUGAACGCUCUGA